GACGAUCAGUCUAUUCCAUAGCUCGUUCGUGAUCGUACGUUCAGUUUGCCAGAGGUUGGCGCAUGUUUAUUUAAAGCACACUGACGCGUUCUUAUGUACAAUUGCGCGCGCAAUGAAUCAGGCACCAGUGUCGUGUAUUCCAGCCGGGAAGAUGUCAAAAGCGAAGAAGGUGCUGGACGAAGCCCGCGAGAUCCAGAAUCCCGAGCUGGAUCUCGCGGACAAGGGAAUAACGACGUUCGAGGAGAUGCCCGGGUUACUGAAUAUGAUCAAUAUCACCAGGCUAACUUUGAGUCAUAAUAAAAUUCAAGCUGUACCUCCAGGCCUUGCAAACCUAGUCAAUCUAGAAAUAUUGAAUUUAUUUAAUAAUCAUAUUACUGAGCUUCCUAUCUCAUUGUCACAGAUGCCAAAGUUGCGUAUUCUCAAUGUGGGAAUGAAUAAAUUGGAUGUGCUUCCACGUGGGUUUGGUGCUUUCCCAGCACUGGAGGUGCUGGACUUAACAUACAAUAAUCUGAAUGAAAAGAAUCUACCAGGAAAUUUCUUCAUGAUGGAAACUCUGAGAGCUCUUUACCUGGCUGACAAUGAUUUUGAAUAUUUACCACCUGAAAUUGGGAACUUGAAGAAUCUACAAAUUCUUGUGUUGAGGGAAAAUGAUUUGAUCGAAUUGCCGAAAGAAAUUGGGGAAUUAACGCGAUUGAGAGAGUUGCACAUUCAGGGGAACAGAUUGACUGUUUUACCUCCUGAAAUAGGAAAUCUGGAUUUAGUAAGUAACAAAGCGGUAUUUAGAAUGGAAUUUAAUCCAUGGGUGACACCGAUUGGCAAUCAAUUGCAAGUUGGAAUUUCUCACGUUAUGGAUUAUAUUCGUUCCGAAACUUAUAGAUAUCUAUACAAUCGACACCAAAAUGCCAAAGGACCGCCACCCCCGAUCGAAAACGACAAGAGUAAGAAAAUAUCCCGUAUGCGUUGAAAUGGAGCAAAAAAUAAUUAACAGACAAAUAUUUUUUAAACUAACUUUUAACAUGACUAUUCUCGAUUCACUCACUGCCAGUAACUUCGUAGCUGCAAUAUACCUGGAAUUCAAAAUGGUGCCUUAGCUAAUAUAUUACUAACACGAGAAUAUAUUUUUAUGACGCAUUUGAAUUUUUAAUGUAUAAAUCAUGUACUAUGUAAUAUAUUACAGUGUUGUUAAACUCGAUAAUUUUUAUAGAAUUAAACAGGAUAUUUAUAUUUAUAUAAUAAACUUUAUUCUAGCAUAAAGAA
This is a messenger RNA of Osmia bicornis bicornis, 1257 nucleotides long. It is a transcript of the gene ics, whose product is annotated as ras suppressor protein 1. The transcript is spliced from 8 exons. Lineage: Eukaryota; Metazoa; Arthropoda; Insecta; Hymenoptera; Megachilidae. The record is from RefSeq and is a predicted model, not a curated record. The coding region runs from base 113 to 964 and encodes 283 amino acids. Gene Ontology annotation, molecular function: protein binding.